GUACUGUCCCGAUUGUAAAACAGACAGUGACGCCAUUGUAAAAGCAGGUGAGAAGUUAAAGGAAAGCAAAAGGAAAGCCAAGAUGGCAUCAUCGACCAACUCAACAAGUCGUGACUGGGGCAGGGGAAUGGCUUGUGUGGGCCGACAGAAUGUAUGCACAGUUGUUCCAGCACAACAUUUUGGGUCUAUUCCUGGUGUAGAGGUCGGCACUUCGUGGAAGUUCAGAGUUCAGGUGAGUGAGGCUGGAGUACACAGACCACACGUGGCCGGUAUCCAUGGACGCGAGGAUGUUGGGGCAUUUUCUAUAGUUUUGUCAGGAGGCUAUGAAGAUGACAAGGACGACGGAGAUCAAUUUACUUACACAGGAAGUGGAGGUCGUGACCUGUCAGGAAAUAAACGUACAGCAGAACAGUCAUGUGACCAGGUUCUGACACGUAUGAAUAAAGCUCUGGCCAAGAACUGCAAUGCCGUUAUGGACAACAAGAAGGGUGCCUGUUCGGAAGAAUGGAAGAAAGGGAAACCUGUACGUGUAGUUCGUAACUGUAAGGGAAGGAAACACUCCAAGUAUGCCCCAGAAGAAGGCAAUCGCUACGAUGGCAUUUAUAGGAUUACCAAAUACUGGCCAGAGAAAGGAAAGUCUGGUUUCUUGGUCUGGAGAUACUUGUUGAAGAGAGAUGACCCCACGCCAGCUCCCUGGACCAAAGCAGGCAAGAAACGUAUUGAAGAACUUGGCCUGGAAAUGCAGUAUCCUGCGGGCUACCUUGAAGCCAUGGCAAAGAAAGCUGAGGAGGUGGAGUCAUCGGGUGCCACAUUUGCUAAAAAAGGAAAAGGAAAGAGGAAACGGACCGACUGGAAUUCUUCACCAGGUGAAACUUCAGAGAAGAAACAGAAGGUGGUAAAAUACAGUGUAGAUCCUGCCCAGUUAAAGCUCAUCAAAGAGGACGAAAUUAACAAGAAACUGUGGGAAGAUGCCAUGUUACUCACAAAGGAGGAUGGACAG
This is a messenger RNA of Pecten maximus, 1000 nucleotides long. Its product is annotated as E3 ubiquitin-protein ligase UHRF1-like. Gene Ontology annotation, molecular function: ubiquitin protein ligase activity. Lineage: Eukaryota; Metazoa; Mollusca; Bivalvia; Pectinida; Pectinidae. Gene Ontology annotation, biological process: negative regulation of gene expression via chromosomal CpG island methylation; protein ubiquitination. The record is from RefSeq and is a predicted model, not a curated record.